This is a messenger RNA of Fusarium subglutinans, 1308 nucleotides long. Its product is annotated as DAHP synthetase. The record is from RefSeq and is a predicted model, not a curated record. Lineage: Eukaryota; Fungi; Ascomycota; Sordariomycetes; Hypocreales; Nectriaceae. The transcript is spliced from 2 exons. Gene Ontology annotation, biological process: aromatic amino acid biosynthetic process. The coding region runs from base 1 to 1308 and encodes 435 amino acids. Gene Ontology annotation, molecular function: 3-deoxy-7-phosphoheptulonate synthase activity.
AUGCAUGUUGAGACACCGACAUAUAACUUCCGACUUCCUGUCGGUUACCGGAACCGAAAGGCUGCGGCUCCAGCGGUAGUCAAGGAAAUCACCACGAAUGGCAAUGAGGCCAUCCACUGGACGCCAGACUCAUGGAGCUCAAAGUAUGCUGCUCAAGCGGUGGAGUACAAUGAUACAAAUGUUCUGGAGAACGUAUGUGCAUCACUGAAGCAGCUCCCUCCUCUUGUCAGUCGCUUGGAGAUAGAGCAGGCCCGGGUUCGCUUCUACCACGUUGCUCUGGGCCGUGGCUUCAUCAUCCAAGGAGGUGACUGUGCAGAGAGCUUCCACGACAUACAGCACGAUAUCAUCCAUCGCAAGGUUGACUUGCUCCAUCAACAGAGUCAGAUACUCGAAGAUGCUAUAGGUAAACCUGUCAUACCACUCGGGCGUAUUGCAGGACAAUACGCCAAGCCAAGGUCAAACCCUCUCGAAAUUCUCCCAAGCGGGGAGAAGGUGCACGCAUUCAGAGGCCACAUCAUAAACUCAGAGGGACUAGAAGAUAGAGAACCAGAUCCCAAGCGACUCAUGCUGGGCUAUUUCUAUGCUGCGGCGACGCAGAACAGCAUCCGUCAUGUGACUGGGCUAGCGAAUUCAGUGCCCGGGAAGACAUUCAGCAAGUGCCAUCUUUACACAUCGCAUGAGGCACUCCAUCUUCCCUACGAAUCUGCUCUCACUCAUGAGUCUUACAACCUCUCGGCAACAUCGAUCUGGCUGGGCGAGAGAACUCGUCAACUGGAUGGCGCUCAUGUCGAGUACGCUCGUGGACUAAGAAACCCUAUCGGAGUCAAGAUCGGUCCAAGAGCCACAGCAGAAGAUGUCAUUGCUCUCCUUGACACUCUGGCUCCCGAUACAUCACAGUACGGCAAGGUCACCAUCAUAACUCGCAUGGGACAUGACAAGGUGAAGCAGGUGCUUCCCACCAUCAUCAGAGCAGUGCAACUUAGCGGUCAUCUGCCUAUUUGGACGUGUGACCCUUGCCAUGGUAACACGUUUACGACAUCAGAAGGAAUCAAGACCAGAAGGGUUGAUGACCUCUUGGCCGAGCUUGAGGAGACAUAUGCUGUUCAUCGGAGCCUUGAAAGUCAUUUGGGGGGUAUCCACCUGGAACAGACGGGAGACGAUGUCACAGAAUGCUUAGGUGGUUCAUCCUGUGAGACCGAGGGAGAUUUAAAGGCAUGCUACGAGUCGUUGUGUGACCCUAGGUUAUCUGGUGAGCAGGCGCUGAAUCUGGUGCAACGCUUCGCUGAGUUUGUGAAGAACUUCAAUUGA